This is a messenger RNA of Apus apus (common swift), 816 nucleotides long. RefSeq names its product COMM domain containing 4 (gene COMMD4). Bases 87 to 686 code for a protein of 199 amino acids. The record is from RefSeq and is a predicted model, not a curated record. Lineage: Eukaryota; Metazoa; Chordata; Aves; Apodiformes; Apodidae. The transcript is spliced from 8 exons.
CCCUUUCCCGUUCCGGCCCUGGCUGCUCCCGCCGCGGGUUCCCGGUUCCCGGGAGGGAUCCCCGGGAAGCGGAUCCCGGCAGCAGGAUGCGGUUCCGCUUCUGCGGGGACUUGGACUGUCCCGACUGGGUCCUGGCCGAGAUCAGCACCCUGGCCAAGAUCUCCUCGGUGAAGCUGAAGCUGAUCUGUGCCCAGGUGCUGCGGGACCUGCUGGGGGAGGCCAUGGAGUACGAGAAGAUCCUGAAGCUGACCUCGGAUGCCAAGCUGGAGUCCGGGGAUGUGAAAGCCACCAUCGCCGUCCUGGGCUUCAUCCUCUCCAGCGCUGCCAAGCACAACGUGGACAGCGAGUCCCUCUCCAGCGAGCUGCAGCAGCUGGGGCUGCCCAAAGAACACGCCAGCGGGUUGUGCCGGUCCUACGAGGAGAAGCAGAGCAGCCUCCAGGACAGGCUGCGUGCCUGCAGCCUGAGACUGUGCCGGCUGGGCUGGGUGGGCUGGCGGGUGGAUUACACCCUCAGCUCCAGCGAGCUGCGGGAGGUCAGCGAGCCCCUGGUGCACCUGAGCCUCCAGCUGCGGGACGGGCAGCGCGGCGGGGCGGCCGCCGUCCCCCUCACCCUUUCGGCUGACAAGUUCCGGGUGCUGCUGGCAGAGCUGAAGCAGGCGCAGGCCCUGAUGAACACCCUCCUGUGAGGAGCCGGCGGCGGGGGCGAGCCCGGCAGCUGGAUGCGGGGUGUGCCCCGCCGCGCUGGGGCGGGGGGAGCGGGGGGGGCGGCGUUCCCGGUGCCCGCGGGAGGCUCCAAUAAAGGCGGCAGUGAGCGAG